AUGGAGCGGCCGGAGGUCGAGGCAGUGUCUUCCAGCGCGAUAUCCUUUGUGAGCCAGGCGAAGUUGGCAUUCGAGUACUCCUUGAAGAAUCUGCUUUGGAAGCAAGCAGCAUUCUAUGCUGAGAGGCUCGUGGCCGAGCGCCCUUGUGACGAAACGACGUACCUGCUGGGAUUGGCAUACUUCCACAAUCAGGAGCUAGCCAGGGCGCAGUGGCAUCUGCAGGGAAACAAGCUUCCCGAAGCGAGGUACCUGCUUGCGAAAUGCUGCUCGCAACUGAAGCGUUGGGACCUGGCCGAGGAUGCGCUGCUGCCUUCCAGCGCGGGAGGCAAUCUGAACGAGGUGGUCAAUGGCGCUGCAGGCCUCUUCCUCCUUGGUCAGGUCCAGGAGAGACAAGGCCGACGAGAACAAGCAGUCGAGUGCUACUUCAGGUGUUUGCAGGAAUGCCCCUUCAUGUGGGAGGCCUACGAACGUUGGUCUUGGCUCGUGUUGGGGUCACCCUCGCCCUCGCGCUCGUCAACUGCUGGAGUCGCAUCUUCGACCUUCAGUGACCAGAAGCUUGCGCAGACAGCUGCUGCAGUGGGCUCCAGCAGGGAGGCAGGCGUGAGUGUGUCCCCCGCACCUUUGCGAACUGCAGGACAUGGCAUUGAGCGCACGGGGCGAGCCUCUGCCACAGCCAUCAAGUCACAAAAUGCUCCCCCGAGAAACGAACUGGGGUCAAAAGGGACGCUGAAUCGCCGCGAGCGGCGCGAGAGUUGGCACAGCAGGUCUCUGGAUGGACAUGCGCAGAAGGAGCCACGGCGCUCGGCUGGACCAGCUGGGCAGGAUGCCCCUUCUGCAACUGUCAUCGGCGGCAACGCUUCCAACGAGUCGUUGUCCUUGGCAUCGCUGCUGUGCAAGCUCGGAGUUGCCCUUCAUGCGGUGCAUGGGUUCAACUGCCAACAAGCCGUGGACGAGCUCUCAUCGUUGCCAAAGAGGCACUAUGAGACCGGAUACGUGUUGGAUUUGGUGGGGUUAAGUCAUUUCGAGUCAGCGGACUACAAGAAGUCCGAGCUGGCAUACAACCAGGCUUGGACAGUGGAGCCUCAUCGAGUUGAAGGACUUGAGUACUACUCCUCUGCCUUGUGGCACCUUCGCAGAGAUGUGGAGUUGUGUAGACUGGCGCAGCAAUGUUUACAGUGGGACCGCCUGAGACCUCAAGUGUGGUGCGUGGUCGGAAACUGCUUCAGUCUGCAGAAAGAACACGAUGCCGCCAUCAAGCUCUUUAAGCGUGCUAUCCAGGUCGAUGCCAACUUCACAUAUGCGUACACAUUGUGCGGCCAUGAGUUCGUGGCCAGCGAGAAAAUUGACAAGGCCGUUGCGAUGUACGAGAACGCCUUGAACCUCGACCCGCGGCACUACAAUGCCUGGUGGGGUCUCGGCAACAUCUACCAUCGCCAAGAGGAACAUGAGAAUGCAAAGUACCACUUCUACAAGGCCCUUCAAGUGAAUGCGAGCAACUCUGUCCUUAGAUGCUACCUGGGCAUGGUGCUAAGCGCGUUAAAACAGCCGCUGCUGGCCCUUGACAGCUUCGACCAGGCAGCUCAGGCAGAGCCACAAAAUGGCAUGGCGUACUUCCAGAAAGCAUGCGUCCUCAUAAGCUUGGAUAGACACGAAGAAGCCCUUGCUGACCUGAAGAAGGUGCGCUGCUUGGCUCCCAAGGAGGCAUGCGUGCACUUCCAGCUAGGUAAGGUCUACAUGAAGCUGCAGAAGGACAGGAAAGCUCUGUACCAUUUCAACAUCGCCAUGGACCUGAAUCGAGACUCCAAGGAUUACCACACCAUCAAAACGCACAUUGAGAAGCUUCACAUCCGCGGCAUCAGCGAGGAUUCCACGGGUGAAGCAUCAGCCGGUGCAGGUGCUAACAGGAUCAUGAGCGCUGCCCCACCAGUUCUGGUGACCGGUGGUCUUUCCUCACCUGUGGCUGCACAGCAGCUGUACGGUCUCAGUCCUGGCUCCCGCCCGGGCUCAGAGGCGCCACAGACACCGGCGGUGCGAGGUGUUGCAGGCGGCUUUUGGAGCGCGAGCGCGAGUGGUAGUGGAG
Messenger RNA from Symbiodinium necroappetens, 2080 nucleotides. Lineage: Eukaryota; Dinophyceae; Suessiales; Symbiodiniaceae. The record is from the annotation of a GenBank genome assembly.